Nerophis lumbriciformis (worm pipefish) is the source of this 939-nucleotide messenger RNA. NCBI's taxonomy places the organism in Eukaryota, Metazoa, Chordata, Actinopteri, Syngnathiformes, Syngnathidae. The record is from RefSeq and is a predicted model, not a curated record.
AUGCGAAUUUUGGUAACAGGAGGGGCUGGGUUUUUGGGGUCACAUUUAUGCGACUCGUUGGUAGAGCAGGGACACGAUGUGAUAUGCCUAGAUAACUAUUUCACCGGCUCAAAAGCGAAUAUCAUUCAUCUGCUCGGGAAACCCAAUUUUGAACUGAUGCGUUGGGAUGUGAUCGACCCUUUCAAAGUCGAGGUGGAUCAAAUCUAUAAUUUGGCUUGUCCGGCUUCACCCGUUCACUAUCAAUACAACCCGAUCAAAACGAUAAAGACCUCGGUGAUGGGGGCGAUCAAUGUGCUCGGGCUUGCAAAGCGAACCGGCGCACGCGUUUUUCAGGCAUCGACAUCGGAGGUUUAUGGUGAUCCGACGGAAGGCCAUCACCCUCAGCAGGAAUCUUAUUGGGGCAAUGUAAACCCGGUGGGAAUUCGAUCCUGUUACGAUGAGGGCAAACGCUGUGCAGAGACACUGUUUUUCGAUUAUCACCGCAAAAAUGAAGUCGAUAUCCGGGUGGUUCGAAUUUUUAACACCUACGGGCCGAGGAUGGACCCUGCGGAUGGUCGGGUUGUUUCAAACUUCAUCUGUCAGGCUUUGCGAGGUGAUCCGAUCACAAUCUAUGGGGAUGGGAAACAGACUCGCUCGUUUUGUUAUGCGAGUGAUUUGAUCGCCGGAUUUGAAUUGAUGAUGGCCAAAGAGGAUUUCACAGGACCGGUCAAUAUGGGGAAUCCAACUGAGUUUACGAUGUUAGAACUCGCUGAGAACGUUCUCAAAAUCAUCCAAAGUAAAUCCAAGAUCGUUCAUGAACCGCUUCCACUGGACGAUCCCAAACAACGGCGACCCGAUAUUUCUCUGGCCAGCAAAGAGUUGAACUGGAAACCUACCAUUUCUCUCGAGGAAGGGUUGAAAAAGACGAUCCCAUACUUUGAAAACUUGUUAGGUUCGUAG